Labrus bergylta (ballan wrasse) is the source of this 4715-nucleotide messenger RNA. It is a transcript of the gene rap1gapa, whose product is annotated as RAP1 GTPase activating protein a. The record is from RefSeq and is a predicted model, not a curated record. Gene Ontology annotation, molecular function: GTPase activator activity. Lineage: Eukaryota; Metazoa; Chordata; Actinopteri; Labriformes; Labridae. Gene Ontology annotation, cellular component: cytoplasm. Gene Ontology annotation, biological process: regulation of small GTPase mediated signal transduction; activation of GTPase activity.
AUUUCUGCAUGCUUUAGGUGAGGUGGCAUGAGUGUCUGGCCCUCUAUUCCCUCUGACUGCAGCAGAACAAACAGAGCCUCGCUGCAGUAUCAUCACUCCUUCCCCCUGGAAUACAGACACAGGAGCAGCUCUCUUUACAGCCAGGGCCUGCAUUACUCAGCAGUAAGUGGGCUUGUUUGCAGAGACUGCAGUCCAUCCAGCGGGAUACCAGAGCGUCAGACUAUAGCAGAAUAACAGGAGCUCAGGAAGAUAGGAGAGACUCGGGAGCGGAAUGAAGAUGAAGAGGAUGAUCUAAAAGAGGAUACAAACCAGCAGAGGAGAAGAAGACGUGUGGGAGUGAAGGUGAUGUGACAGGAAGAGAAAGAAGAGAACAGGAGAGUGGGAUGUCAAAACAAACUUAGAGUUACACUUGGUUUUGUUACUUGUCAGAGUUAAGCUCUUUUUCCAAGCAAAGGAGGAAGUCAACAAACACUUCUUAAUGAAUUUGGACGACCCUUACCAAUGUGUUAAUGGAACUUCAAUGAAAUAACAAAACGUCCAGCACGACAGAACUAUUUCCAAAAACAAAACCUGCGAUAUGAGGAUGAAUCAUCAGUGAGAGUGUCAUCACAGAUUUCAGCUGCUUAAAGAAAGGAUUCUUCACUUUUCGAAGCCCAUGGGGACAGAAUCUUCCUUCAGGAGCUGUACUGUAUGUUGGACCGGAUGUGACUGGAAGUUAGAGCAGUGACCUUAAAAUCCCCACAGCAGAAGUUUUAAAGCAGCAUCCAGCAAAAUGCCGUGCUCACCUUUCCGAAUUGGAAGGCCGAGAAAAUGCUGGAAACAAGAUGGGAGUGACCCCCGGAUUUCUGCAGCACUAGAGCCCCAGCUGUUCCAGCCAAAAGUCCCAUACAGCAGCUCACCAUUCCACAAGACUCCAGGUUUAUUUGAAAUGAUUGAAAGGAUGCAGGGCAACAGGAUGGAUGAGCAGAGGUGCACCUUUCCUCCCCCACUAAAGACUGAAGAGGACUACAUUCCAUACCCCAGUGUGCACGAGGUGUUGGGCAGGAAAAGCCCCUUUCCUCUCAUCCUCCUGCCUCAGUUUGGGGGUUACUGGAUCGAAGGGACGAAUCAUGAGCUGAGUGACACAGUGGACACAGAACAGCUGCAGCCGCUGUCCCCGAACACACGCACCAAACUGGAAUGUAACACGACAGCAACCAUCUACCGGAAAGACUUCUUAGGCAAGGAACACUUUAAUUACUAUUCAGUGGACAGCGCCCUCGGACAUCUGGUGUUCUCUCUAAAGUACGAUGUGAUUGGAGACCAGGAACAUCUCCGACUCAUGCUCAGGAACAAGCUGAAAACACACCAUGAUGUGAUCCCCAUCUCCUGCCUGACUGAGUUUCCCAACGUGGUCCAAAUGGCCAAGCUUGUCUGUGAAGAGGUCAACGUGGACCGCUUUUUUCCUGUCCUUUAUCCAAAAGCUUCAAGACUCAUUGUCACCUUUGAUGAACAUGUGAUAAGCAACAAUUUCAAGUUUGGGGUCGUUUACCAAAAGUUUGGACAGACUUCAGAAGAAGAGUUGUUUGGAAACAGUGAAGAGAGUCCAGCCUUUGUAGAAUUUCUGGAGUUUCUAGGAGAGAAAAUUGAGCUCCACAACUUUAAAGGUUUCCGUGGAGGGUUGGACGUGAAUCACGGGCAGACGGGCACCGAAUCCAUCUACUGCAACUACCACAACAAAGAGGUCAUGUUCCAUGUGUCCACAAAGCUGCCUUACACAGAAGGGGACACACAGCAGUUGCAGAGAAAGAGACACAUAGGAAACGACAUUGUCGCCAUUGUAUUCCAAGAAGACAACACGCCCUUCGUACCGGACAUGAUCGCCUCUAACUUUCUUCACGCCUAUGUUGUGGUCCAAGUGGUCAACCCCUGCUCUGACAAUGUCCUCUACAGGGUGUCAGUUACAGCACGGGAUGAUGUACCCUUCUUUGGCCCGGCCCUCCCAAACCCUGCAGUCUUUAAAAAAGGCCCUGAAUUCCAUGAAUUCCUUUUCACUAAGCUCAUAAAUGCAGAGUAUGCCUGCUACAAAGCUGAGAAAUUUGCCAAAUUAGAGGAACGAACGCGGUCGGCCUUGUUAGAGACCCUGUAUGAGGAGCUCCAUAUGAACAGCCAGGCCAUGAUGGGUGUCGGAGGAGGAGAGGACGACAAACUGGAAAAUGGAAGUGGAGGAGGAGGGGGCUUCUUUGAGUCCUUCAAGCGAGUGAUCCGCAGCAGGAGCCAGUCUAUGGACGCCAUGGGUCUAGCUUUCAAGAAGCCGCACACAGUCUCCACUAGCAUCAGCAGCAGCUUUAACCACGAACCCGCAGAGAGCCCCAAAUUCCCAGGGAUAUCAUUGCUUGUCCCAGGCAAAAGUCCCAGUAAAUAUGGACGUCGAGGCAGUGCCAUAGGGAUAGGAACAGUAGAAGAGUCUUUGAUCAUCCCAGGAAAGAGCCCGACCAGAAAGAAGUCUGGUCCCUUCAGCUCCAGGAGAAGUAGUGCCAUUGGUAUUGAAAACAUUCAAGAAGUCCAAGAGAAGAGUAGGGAGAGCUCCCCCAACACCCAGAAGACUCCUGACAGCGGCCACGUCUCUCAAGACCCCAAAUCUGACAACUCGUCGAAUCAGAGCUCUCCUGAGGUGCUCACGACAGCCAAGAACAGUUCUUGUUUUGGCACCAGGGCUCCUUCCAUCCCUGAGGGUCACGACCUCUCGCGCUCCUCCUCAAAUGCCAGCAGCUUCGCCAGUGUGGUGGAGGAGAACGAGACUGAAGCCACAGAGGACUACGACACAGGCAUGGAGAGCCUAUCAUCUGCCGGGACGCCACAGAAGCGAGACUCGCUCACUUACAGCACCUGGCUGGAGGACAGCACCAGUAACUCCAGUAACACCGGUCACUGCAGCUCCCCAGGGCCCGGUAAACCGGAUCGAGGGAAGGGCGCCGAAAUCCGUAUCAAACUGGAACGACCACAAGAUCGUCAGUCCUCAUCGAACUGUUAACUGUACACACCUGGUUGUAUCCUGGAUCUCCAUCUUCAGCAUUCCCAUAAGUCACAAUCCCUCUGGGAGAUGAGACAAGAGCAGGUGUUCGCCGCGUCCAGAGAUGAGAAGGAGAAAGAUGAAGAGAAGGAGACAGAAGAGAGAAAGCAGGUGGAGCCUGGCCGGUCUGCUGCUCAGUGAGGGCCACAGUGCAGCGUUUCCAGAAACCUAGAGGACACUGGACGGAGAGGAUGACGCACAAAGAGGGGCCAGCUUUUGCACAGUGUUUGUUUCCUUUCACUCUUUUCUUUGCCUGUUCGCACAGCUGUUGCCUAGUUCUAUGUUUCUUGCCACAUCUGUUGUUUUGAAGAGCACAUGUUUAAAUACGAACUUAAAAAGUUUUAUUUGUUGAAGAUGGUUUGUCUCGUCGAUGCCUGGGUCUGCUGGCUAUUCAGGGGGAAGACAGUGCCAUUGAGCUCUUCGAGGAGAUGUUCAGAGGGACUUCUGCUGCAACGUAGAGGAGAUAAUAACAUGGGUGUUUUUUUUUUUAAACUAAAUCUACAAAUGUUUUGGCUGUGUAAAGAUCUCUAAUGUAGAAGAAGAACCAAAUAUUCAGCAUCUGAGAUGGGUAUUUUCUAACAAAGCAUCUAUUGUGAUGUAGAAUUGUUCUGUUUGGUGCUUGAAUUGUGAUUAUUUUCUGGGUAAGAUACAAAUCUGAAGUCUAAAUCAGCAGUAAAACGACUUCACUCUUUCAUGCUAAUCCAACCAGAUUCCAAAGGACACAGUGGAGAGAGUAUUGUUUCAUGGAUAAAAUGAAAUGGCCUUAAAAAUUAAACAUGCAAUUUCUUUGUCCCUCAGAUUGAUUUUACCUCACUUUUUUUACUCACGUGUUCUGCAGCCAAUCACGGGAUUGUGUGUCAGAUUAACGUCAAAGCUAAUAUCUUCAGAAUCAUUUUUUUUUAAGCACACAACUUUCUUAAAGAAUCCUGACGUAAAGCAUUUACUCUUCAGCACUCUGUGUGUCGUCUGGUGAUGACUUGAUGUAUUCAUCAAUGACUGAUUGGACUACUUUCUCUGUCUUGUCCGUCUGUGACGAGAGCAGUCUCUAUUUAUUGAUUUAUCUCCUGUUGAAGUGGCGUUUAUGGUGUAAAUCAGUUUUACUGUACUCAGCAUCCUGUCACUGUAUGUGCUGCUUUGGUAAAUUAUAAUGUUGUCAACUGUGAAGCUCCGUCUUUUUCAAGAAUCAGAUCUCUUUCAUUGCAGUAAAAUUGAUGCAAUUAUAACACAAUUGUGAAUAUGUAUUUGCUCAUAAAGUGAGGAAAAAGGCUCCAUAUACAACUACUGAUUUUGUAAAUAUAUGUAUUCAGUUGAAGUAAAUUGUGUAUAAUGUAUAGGCCAUUCAUUCAAAAUGGGACUGACUGACACUUUGAAAUUACUGCCAAGUAGUUUUAUUUCUUGUACCCUUACUUUGUGAUAUCAUUUAGACAGGAGGUUGUUAUUGAAUUCAAUUAAUUUCCAAUGUUUUUUCAGACUGUUUGGUCAAAGGGAAAUCUCACAGUACAUCCUGCUGAUCUUUCAGUUGCCUUAUUAUCACAAACGGAUGGUGUAAAGAUAGUGAAGCUAACAGCUACUAGCCAGCAGGAUUUACAAUGAAAUGAAUGUUUUAUUGUUGUUGUUGUUGUUGUUGUUUUUAUUGUAAAUAAAUUGCCCUAAGAACUUUAAA